AUGAUGUCAUCACACAUCGACAAUUACACGGUGACAUCACUCCGCUCCCCGGGCGUUGCUCACAGAACCGAGUCUAGAAACACCGGUGGACCAAUUAAGAGCCGGUUUGUAGCAGUGUCGACAGUGGCUGCAGAAAGAGAGGGGCUGUUCACCUGCACUGAGUGUGGAAGGGGAUUCACUCAGGCAAAUGAUUUGCUGAGACACCAGCGAAUUCACACUGGGGAGACACCAUUCACCUGUUCUGAUUGUGGGAAGGGAUUCACUCAGGCAAAUGAUUUGCUGAGACACCAGCGAAUUCACACUGGGGAGAAGCCAUUCACCUGCUCCGAGUGUGGGAAGGGAUUCACUCAGGCAAAUGAUUUGCUGAGACACCAGCGAAUUCACACUGGGGAGAGGCCAUUCACCUACUCCGAGUGUGGGACAGGAUUCAUUCAGUUAUCCAACCUAUUGGUUCACCAGCGAGUUCACACUGGGGAGAAGCCGUUCACCUGUUCUGAAUGUGGGAAGAGAUUCACUUGGUCACAAGCCUGCAGAGACACCAGCGAGUCCACACUGAAACAAAUCCUUCCACUUGCACAGAGUCUGGGGAGGGACUCAUUCAGUUAUCCAACCUGCAGACAGACCAAGUUCACACUGAAGCAAGUCCUUCCAUCUGCAUAGAGUCUGAGGAGGGACUCAUUCAGUCAUCCAACCUGCAGACACACCAACAAAUUCACACUGAAUCAAGUCCUUCCACCUGCAGAGAGUCUGGGGAGGGACUCAUUGAUGUUAUCCAACCUGUUAACAGAACAGCGAGAUCACACUGACAAGAGACCUUUUAAAUGUCCAAACAAUGAGAAAUACUCUACAAGUUCCCUGGAGCUGAAGUGCCAUCAAGUUGUUCAUUAUGACGAGAGACCGUUCAGGUGCUCUCACUGCGGGACUGAGUUCAGGCGAUCAUCUGACCUCAGUGAACACCAAUACUCACUCUAGGGAGAGACCCUUCACUUUCCCCGAGUGUGGAAAAGGACUCACUCAGUCACCCAAACUGCACACACGCCAGCGUACUCACACUGGGGAGAGGCCAUUCACCUGCCCCGAUUGUGGGAAGGGAUUCACCCAGUCAUCCAACUUGCUGAGACACCAGUGAGUUCACACUGGGCAGAGACCAUUCACCUGCUCCGAGUUUGGGAAGGGAUUCACUCAGUUAUCACAUCUACUGAGACAUCAGCAUGUUCACACUGGGGCGUAACCGUUCACCUGCCCAGUAUGUGGGGAGGGAUUCACUCACUUAUCACACCGGCUAAGACACCAGCGUGUUCACACUGGGGAUAAACCAUUCACCUGCUCCGUGUAUGGGAAGGAAUUCACUCAGACAAAUGACCUGCUGAGACACCAGUGAAUUCACACUGGGAAGAGGUCAUACACCUGCUCCAAGUGAGAGAAGGGCUUCUCUCGGUCACCCAACCUCCUCCGACACACCAGCGAUUUCACAUUGGGCAAGACCUUUUAAAUUCCUGGACUGUGGGAAGUGAAAUAAAAGUUCUUGGGAAGUGUUCCAUCUACAUGUUCACGCUGACGAGAGACCGUUCAGGUGCUCUCACUGCAGAUCUGUAUCCAGGAAAUCAUUUCAAUUCACUGUACAUCAGGAAUUUCACAGUGGGGAGAGGCCAUCCACCUGCUUGACAUGUGGGAAGGAAUUUGCUGAGACACCAGCGAGUUCACAAGUAACCACUGUGAUUGGAUUUUGCUAUUAAUCAUAAUUAGGACUGAAGCAUGUCCAUUGCGUCUGUUUCUGUUGAUGUUAUUAAACUCCAACCCAGUUAUAGGGGCUAAUA
Carcharodon carcharias (great white shark) is the source of this 1817-nucleotide messenger RNA. RefSeq names its product gastrula zinc finger protein XlCGF8.2DB-like. Gene Ontology annotation, biological process: regulation of transcription by RNA polymerase II. Lineage: Eukaryota; Metazoa; Chordata; Chondrichthyes; Lamniformes; Lamnidae. Bases 1 to 660 code for a protein of 219 amino acids. The record is from RefSeq and is a predicted model, not a curated record. Gene Ontology annotation, molecular function: RNA polymerase II cis-regulatory region sequence-specific DNA binding; DNA-binding transcription factor activity. The transcript is spliced from 3 exons.